UCUUGGUUGGGGGAAGCUGCGGACCUCUCCCAGCGCCUGGGCUCCUAGGCGGGAUGUCGUCGCCUUUCUCAGUCAGGGCCUUCCCUGUCAGCAUCCCCGCGGUGAUCAUGGAGACAGACUGGACAGAGCCUUGGCUUCUAGGGCUCAUCGUCUUCCACCUGCUGUGUCUGCUUCUCACGUGCUUCUCAACGCAGAGGUAUAAACUACAGAUUGGGCACUUCCUGUGUCUGACAGUGUUAGUCUAUUGUGCUGAGUAUAUCAAUGAAGUGGCUGCAAUGAAUUGGAGAUUGUUUGCAAAGUAUCAGUAUUUUGACUCCCGGGGAAUGUUCAUUUCUCUCGUGUUCUCAGCACCACUGAUGUUCAAUGCCAUGGUCAUAGUGAUUAUGUGGGUACGGAAGACUUUGAAUGUGAUGACUGACCUGAAAACCUUACAAGAGAAAAGAAAGGAGAGGAACAGGAGAAGAAAAGAAGAGUAAUGCCUCACUGCUGCUGUCGCCGCUGC
This is a messenger RNA of Acomys russatus (golden spiny mouse), 502 nucleotides long. It is a transcript of the gene Tmem18, whose product is annotated as transmembrane protein 18. The transcript is spliced from 5 exons. Lineage: Eukaryota; Metazoa; Chordata; Mammalia; Rodentia; Muridae. The record is from RefSeq and is a predicted model, not a curated record. Gene Ontology annotation, cellular component: nuclear membrane. The coding region runs from base 54 to 476 and encodes 140 amino acids.